This is a messenger RNA of Podospora pseudocomata, 2789 nucleotides long. RefSeq lists its product as uncharacterized. NCBI's taxonomy places the organism in Eukaryota, Fungi, Ascomycota, Sordariomycetes, Sordariales, Podosporaceae. The coding region runs from base 666 to 2789 and encodes 707 amino acids. The transcript has 5 exons. The record is from RefSeq and is a predicted model, not a curated record. Gene Ontology annotation, biological process: protein phosphorylation. Gene Ontology annotation, cellular component: cytoplasm. Gene Ontology annotation, molecular function: ATP binding; protein serine/threonine kinase activity.
CAAGAACUGUCUCGACCCGUCGUCCACUUUUCUAUUCCCAGACGUGGAGUAUUCACUCAAAAAACACCAUGAUUCUGGCCCCAUCCGCCCUGCUACUGGACCGGUACAGCAUCUUCUCAUCAGUCUUCGUAUCUCGACCAACAACAACAACAACAACGCCAACGCCGCUGCAGAUCCGGGCGGCACUCCGAAACUCGUCCAGGGUCCGCCCUACCUCCCGCUAGAUCUUUAAGUAAACAAUGGCCCGUGCCCGCCAAACGCAGCACCCGGACAACCAAGCCGCCAACUGAGAACACCAGAUCCAGGGGUUUAAUAGCGAACGGUUGACACAGGCGCAACGCGGGCGCUGUUUCCUCUUGUCCAGCCCAGGAUCCCAUCGACAAAAAAGAAAACCGUCCGAACUCCCUCCUCCCUCCCUCGCUUUCUCCGCCUCCGGUCUCUCCCGUCCCAACCCAUCCCUUCUCCUUUUUCCCAAGGACUUCUCUAGGACCAUCGAGGUUCGGUUUAGAAAGGCGACAACAGUCCAGGACCCAGGUUGCGCUCGGUUGCUUUUAAUAACCUUGAAUCCCCGCCUCGCGCCUAUCCAAUCACCCCGAUCGAUUUGCGACCAAGGGCAGACCCAACCCUACGAAUACUCCACCAUCGCGUGUGUGGGCUGAGGCGCAAUGGCAGACGAAGGCGUCGCAGACCACUACCAGGUGCUGGAGGAGCUCGGCCGCGGUAGUUUUGGCGUGGUCUACAAGGCCAUUGAGAAGAAGACAGGGGAGACAGUUGCGAUCAAACAUAUCGAUCUCGAGUCUAGUGACGAUGAUAUCCAUGAAAUUCAGCAAGAAAUAUCUGUGCUCAGCACCUGCGCCAGCACUCAUGUCACCCAGUACAAGGCCAGCUUUCUUCGUGGACACAAGCUGUGGAUUGUGAUGGAAUAUCUGGGAGGAGGGUCCUGCCUGGAUUUGCUCAAACCGGGCGUGUUUCCAGAAGUCCAUAUUGCCAUCAUUUGCCGAGAACUGCUACUUGGUCUGGAAUACCUCCACGCAGAGGGCAAGAUUCAUCGUGACAUCAAGGCUGCCAAUGUCUUGCUGUCAGAGACUGGAAAAGUCAAGCUUGCCGACUUUGGUGUUGCCGCCCAGCUGACGCAUAUGAAGUCGCAGCGCAACACCUUCGUCGGCACUCCCUUUUGGAUGGCCCCUGAAGUCAUCCAGCAGAAUGGCUAUGAUUUCAAAGCGGAUAUCUGGUCCUUGGGCAUCACGGCGAUUGAGUUUGCGACUGGCGAGCCACCCCAUGCUCAGACACAUCCCAUGAAAGUUCUCUUCCAGAUCCCUAAGCAGGACCCCCCGAGGCUCGAAGGGAAGUUUAGCAAGGAGUUCAAGGACUUCAUCGCACAAUGUCUCGUCAAAGCACCGCAUCUCCGGCCCACCGCAAAGGAACUGCUUAAGCAUCGGUUCAUCCGUUCAGCCGGCAAAGUGGAAGCUCUCCAGGAGCUCAUAUACCGCAAGCAAGUUGCCGAUGCCAAGACGGAGCGUGUGAAGAUGCCAGUGUACUAUCAAGAGACGCUGCAAACUCUCUCGCCCAAGGAUGGGGCAGACGAGUGGGUGUUUGACACGGUCAAAUCAGUCGUCCCACAACAAAAACGCGGUACGGUCAGGUCUAGAAAACCGUCUGUCGUUCACGGGAUAGAGGACGCCAUGCAUAAGCUCGACGUCAAAGAUGGGCCCCUCCAGCCCACCACCCCAAGUACCGUCCGGAAGUCGACAGUCCGCCGCCAGUCCCUCCGUCAAAGCCAGCAAGCCAACCGCCAGGUUUCCAACGGCUCGCCCCGUGCGUCUGUUGCGGCUAAGCGGCCAUUACAACCAGACAUGUCGUUUGGUAACUCAGGCUCGACUAUGCGUUUAUUCCGGAGGGUACCAUCUGACACAUCGACCAACCCUUCACAUCAUGGCGGUUCCUCCCCCAGUGACUCGUUCAUCUAUGACAACAGCGAGAACAGACCACCAACAUCAUACUCGUACCAAGCCCCGGUAGAACCGCACAGUAAAGAAGCCUUUUUAGGGAGAAGGCUCUACAACAAGGCUCUAGAACCCUGUCUAGAUGAACUCCACGCCCAGACAGCAGGUUCAGCCAAAAGGGAGGCACUGGCGAGGUUAUCUGACGCUUUGGCCCAUCUAGAUGCUGUCGACCCAGAGGGCUCCUAUCACCUCCUCCGAAGCAUCAUGUCGACAGUAUCUCAAGACACAAAACUAAGCAAUGCUUUUGUCCCGCAACUACCCCAACAACAACAACAUCAACAACAACAACAACAACAACAACAACAACAACAACAGCAGCAGCAGCAAUACCAACAACAGCAACAACAUAAACAAACCCUCAGCGAGGGCACCCCCCAAGGAGGAACAGUCGUCAAAGACCAAAGAACAAAACCAGCAGCCUUGCAACCACCACCAGGGUUGUCGAGCUCACCGACGAAGUUGAUGAUUUCACAGGAUAACCCACAUCUCGCGUCUCAUAGGAGGAGGAGGGAGAGUAAUAUUGGCGGGGCGGAGAACGCGCUGGGGAUCGUUAAUGGGGGAAGGGGAGGGGGGUCGCCGGAUAAGGAAACACGGGAGAGAGAGAGAGAGGCGAGAGAGAAUAGGGAACGGGAUAAGGAGAAGAUGGCGAUGGCGGCGUUGGAGGCAAAGUUUCCGGGGAGGCCGGCGGUGCAGGGGAUGGAGCAUUGUAAGGCGCUGGGUGAUUUGCUUUAUGCUAGGUGGACGGAUGGGUUGAGGUUGAGGUGGGGGGGUGUGGGGGGGCAUUGA